CGAUCCAAAUUUGAAAAAAAAAAUCAGUCAGUUGCUAAAGCCAUCGCCGCCCAUAAGCCCUAGAACUCGAGAUAAAUGAAACCCCAAAUUACACGCCAAUACAUUGGCUGAAACAAAGUGGUUUCCAUUUUGGGUUUAAAUCUAUUUCAGAAAUUCAGAGAGCUAAAACGUAGAUUAAAAAAAAAUGGCGCACACAUGCGUUACGACAUCAGCCUCAUCGAUUCAAUUCAGUUCUCUGCUUUACAACCCAAAUUCAAGCACCAGUCUUGAUUCUCAUAACUUGUCCCUUCCUUCCCAUACUCGUCGUACCAGGAAAUUGAAGAAGCUAGUUAGUAAUCAAAAUAAUGUAGUAAUGCGUUUUCAGCCAAAGGCUUUUUGGGAUGCAGAGACAAGCUCUCGGAAGGGAAUUUGGUCAAUAACGGAUGAUUUGCAACUGCCAUCAUCGCCUUACAUUCCUAUGAAUGCGCAAGGGCAGGGGCCGCCUCCAAUGGUGCCAGAGCGUUUUCAAAGUGUUGUUAGCCAACUUUUCCAGCAUAGAAUAAUUCGAUGUGGUGGAGCUGUUGAUGACGAUAUGGCUAACAUUAUUGUAGCUCAGCUUCUCUAUCUUGAUGCUGUCGAUCCUCAGAAGGACAUUGUCAUGUACGUCAAUUCUCCUGGAGGAUCAGUUACAGCUGGUAUGGCCAUAUUUGACACUAUGAGGUAUAUACGGCCUGAUGUCUUGACUGUGUGCGUUGGACUUGCUGCCAGCAUGGGAGCUUUUCUUCUUAGUGCGGGAACUAAAGGAAAACGGUAUAGUUUACCUAAUUCACGGAUAAUGAUACAUCAGCCUCUUGGUGGAGCUCAAGGAGGUCAAACUGAUAUCGAUAUUCAGGCAAAUGAAAUGCUGCAUCAUAAGGCAAAUUUAAACGGGUAUCUUGCUUACCACACCGGUCAAAGCUUGGAUCAGAUUAACCAGGAUACUGACCGAGAUUUUUUCAUGAGCGCGAAAGAAGCAAAGGAAUACGGACUUAUUGACAGUGUCAUUAUGAAUCCUCUUAAAGCUCUUCAGCCACUAGCUCCUACAGCUGAUAGUAACGAAUAGCCGGAUCUUCCUUCAGGUAUUUUUACUAUCAUUUGACAUGGCUAAGAAAUAAUUCGAAAUGGUUGUUCGGUUUUCUGAUUGCCUCUUCGAAUACUAGAUAAUCUCGAGUCAAAUUUUGAUGUUAAUUAAAUAUACCGGUAUCGAACCUCGAAAAACAGGUUCCAUGUGAAUUUCAUGGACUCCCCAUUUGUUUGAAAUCACUAAAUAAUGAACUGAAAACGCCUUCACCGUGAUCAA
This is a messenger RNA of Gossypium raimondii (Peruvian cotton), 1318 nucleotides long. RefSeq names its product ATP-dependent Clp protease proteolytic subunit 5, chloroplastic. Gene Ontology annotation, molecular function: serine-type endopeptidase activity; ATP-dependent peptidase activity; ATPase binding. The record is from RefSeq and is a predicted model, not a curated record. The coding region runs from base 185 to 1081 and encodes 298 amino acids. The transcript is spliced from 9 exons. Gene Ontology annotation, cellular component: endopeptidase Clp complex. Lineage: Eukaryota; Viridiplantae; Streptophyta; Magnoliopsida; Malvales; Malvaceae. Gene Ontology annotation, biological process: protein quality control for misfolded or incompletely synthesized proteins.